CCGAGCAAUCGACAGUUCGUUAGCGUUAGCGGAACGGUUUGGAGCAAAUUUUCUCACCAUGACCCACAAUUACAGGCGGUUCCUGGUGAUCGCGGUCCUGAUGUUAGCGAUACCCGCUCCCGUUCGAUCCCACCCGUCCGAGUCACCGCGGAUCGUCGCCGGGAAGGACGCCGAGCUGGGCCAGUUCCCGUACCAGGCCAUGUUGCGCAUUCAGAUGGAGAAGGGUCGAGCCCUGUGCGGCGGAAGUCUGAUCUCCGAGGAGUGGGUCCUGACGGCCGGACACUGCGUCGAAGGGGCCAGCUCGUUCGAGGUGCACUUGGGGGCGGUCGAGUUUAAGGAGCCGGAGGGGGGCGACGGACGGACGGUGCUCAACUCGACGGAGUUUAUCCGGCACGAGGAGUACCGGCGGGAGUCGGUUUCGAACGACAUUGCGGUGAUAAAGCUGCCGCAGCGGGUGCCGUUUAGCGACCGGAUUCGGCCGGUGGCACUGCCGACGGGACACGACGACUACAACCGGCGGAUGGCGAUCGCUAGUGGGUGGGGCAAAACGAAGGACCGGGGUGGAGCGGCUCAGCGGUUGCAGUACGCGCCACUUAAGGUCAUCUCCAACACCGAGUGCAUGCUGUUGUACGGCCCGGGAACGAUUCAACCCUCGACGAUUUGCACCCGGGGCGAGAACCGUCAGUCCACGUGCAACGGCGACUCCGGCGGUCCGCUCGUGCUCGAGGACGACCGCACCCUGAUCGGGGUGGUCAGCUUCGGCAGCGCCAUUGGCUGCGAGCGACGCCUCCCGGUGGCGUUUGCCCGCGUGACGGAGUUCACCGAGUGGAUUCGGAACAAAACCGGAGUGGCGGUGGGAUCGGGCGAAGGAACGACAACCGAGUCGCAAUAAUGGGACACAUUUCUCAUUACUCUCUACCGUGCGCAAAUUGGCUAGUUACGUUUUGGUUUUUUUUUUCUAAUUUUAAUUAGCAUUUUUAUUCUGUUUUCGACUUUUAGAGCGACUUUUUCUUUAAAAGUAUAUAAUAUAUAUAAUCAUCUUAAAGGCUAUACACAGUAUCUUUCUCAACCUAAUUGUAUUUACACCCCUUGGAGGAAGAAAAAAAGAACAUAAAGAGCGAACGAUUUAUCCAAUGA
Molecule: messenger RNA, 1137 nt
Organism: Culex quinquefasciatus (southern house mosquito)
Lineage: Eukaryota; Metazoa; Arthropoda; Insecta; Diptera; Culicidae
Product: collagenase
Exons: 2
Coding region: 59-892 (277 amino acids)
Biological process (GO): proteolysis
Molecular function (GO): serine-type endopeptidase activity
Source: RefSeq, a predicted model, not a curated record